AUGGAUCAGAUAACAUCAUCAUCGUCGCCCGAUGUCAGGAGGGCUAUCCCUAUAACCACCUCCAACUCAUCAUUGUCGUCAUCAUCAGACAACCAAUAUGUACAUAGCAACAACAAUACAAAUGAUCAAUCACCAACACCAAGUGGAAGAAGUCCUACUAAGCCCAAGACAGGUGGCGGUGGAAGUCCGCAACAGAAUCGCAAGGCAAACAACAAGUUUAGUUUGAUAAGGCUGGCAACAAAGAGCCGUGUGUUGGGCGGCGGAUCAUCAUCGACAUCGCACUCUCAUCACACCAAGAGUUCAAAGAAGACUCAAACAACACAUGAUAUUGGUGCCGAGCUAACAACUGGCCAUCCAUCAACACAUGCACCUACCCCUGGAACACCGACGUCCAACGCACACACCAAGAUAUUCGGACAGCCAUUGGCGGUGGCCAUCCAGAGAUCGGCCAAGUCACACCCCUUGCUCCCGGACCUGGUGUUCAAGUGCCUCGAGUACCUAAAGCUGCGAGGCUCAAAGGAGGAGGGCAUCUUCCGUAUCAGUGGCAGCGCGGCUGCCAUAAGUAAGGUGCGCGAGGAGUUUGAUAAUGGUGUCGACGUCGAUCUGAGCACACAGCUCGACCAUCAUGUGGUCAGCGGAAUCCUGAAGCUCUACCUGCGCCAGAUACCCGAGACAGUGUUCAACGAGCAGUUCCCAGACGAGUUGGAGGAGUUGCGCGAAGGCGGUAACUCGUCCGACGCCAUCAACAUGAGGAUUGAGCGCAUCACCCAGUUGCUCAAGCAAUUGCCCGAGUCCAAUCGCUGCAUCAUCCAUCAUCUGUGCUCACUACUCAACACGGUAUCGUUUGAGCCGGCCACCAAGAUGAACACCGUCAAUCUGGCCAUCAUCUUUGCACCCACACUCGGAUGUCCGGUGGAAGUGAUGACCGUACUCAUCGACUACUAUGAGCCAAUAUUCUCGCAGCAGACCUAUGACUAUAAUUAA
Acytostelium subglobosum LB1 is the source of this 984-nucleotide messenger RNA. RefSeq lists its product as hypothetical. The coding region runs from base 1 to 984 and encodes 327 amino acids. Gene Ontology annotation, cellular component: cytoplasm. NCBI's taxonomy places the organism in Eukaryota, Evosea, Eumycetozoa, Acytosteliales, Acytosteliaceae. Gene Ontology annotation, biological process: regulation of GTPase activity; signal transduction. The record is from RefSeq and is a predicted model, not a curated record. The transcript has a single exon.